Morchella importuna is the source of this 438-nucleotide messenger RNA. RefSeq lists its product as uncharacterized. The transcript is spliced from 3 exons. NCBI's taxonomy places the organism in Eukaryota, Fungi, Ascomycota, Pezizomycetes, Pezizales, Morchellaceae. The record is from RefSeq and is a predicted model, not a curated record. The coding region runs from base 1 to 438 and encodes 145 amino acids.
AUGCCCCCCCUCCCCCUCCCCCUCCCCCUCCCCCUCCUCUCCCCGCUUCUCUACACCAUACUACUCCUCCUCCUCCUCCUCCCCGCCCUCGCCGCAGCAGGCACAGGCACAGGCACAGGCACAGGCACAACCUCCACAUCGCUCUUCUGCAAAUGCACGUGCCUCACAAACUCAACGCUCAUCCCCAUCCCGUCGUGCACCGACUGCAACCGCUCCUUCUGCCGCGACUACAACCUCCCGUUCUGUAAAGGCGUCGAGGACGAUGAUGUGGUUACCACGUGUUUCCAACGCGACUCGGCCAAAGAUCAAGCCGUGGUGCUGAUCUUUAUCGUCGCGACGGUGGGGCUGCUGGUGUAUGCGCUUGUGCGCCCGUGGGUUGCGAGAUGGGUUGAGGCGGCGAGACAGCGCAGAUCCUACACGCCGUUACCGGGCGAAUAG